CCGCUCUUUUCUCCCCGUUAUAAUCCUCCACUUGCUUCCCCUUUUUUCUCCAUCUCUAUUCACACCAAAAACCAUAAGCCCUUCCUUAUUUACUCUUUUCUCUCCAUACCCUUUGCGUUCUUUAGCCUGUUCUUCCCUGGGGAACCAGAAAGAUUGAGUCUUGAUAACAGCUUGCUUGCAUGGCUUUGAUCUGUAAAAAUGGUGUAGCUUAAUCAGUCUUGUCAGUACAACGUAACAACGUUUGUGUUUUUCUUUUGUUUGUUGUGUUUUUUUUUUUUUUUUUUAAAUUUGUUUGUGAUCAGAAAUGGCUCCGGCGAACAACUGGUUGUCGUUCUCGCUUUCCUCCAUGGGAAUGCUGAGUUCCUCCUCGUCGUCGUCGUCUUCGCAGCUCCAUCAUGAGCCCACCGCCGUCAAAAUUAACGCUCCGUUUGCCGCUUCCGAUUCGCCCCAUUAUUACUUUGCUGAUCAUAUCUAUGGCGGCGGCAACGCAGAUUGGACGAACGGGAAAGGUCAGAUGGCUGGUGGGCUGAGCUUGAAUGGCGGCGGCGACUCGUCGGUGUUCCAUGGGUUUAUGGAGGAGGCGCAAAUCCACCACCAGCCGCCGCCGCCGCAGCAGCAGAAGCAGCUGGAGGACUUCCUCGGCGGCGACUCAGCGGCGGCGUUGGUUCGCUACUCCGACAGCCAGACGGAGACUCAAGACUCGUCGCUCACCCACAUCUCCACCUCCGCCGCGGCGGCCUACUUUAACAGCCGGCAAGAUCUGCAGUCCAUACCUGGAAUUCAGGCCUUCUCCACAAACUCCGGCUCCGACGUCGACGACUCCGCCUCCGUCCCCCGGACUCAGGCCAUCGCCACCGCCGAGUUCACCGGCCAUUCCAUCGACUCAGUGAACGCCCUCCCCUACUCCCAACGCCCCACCGGAGCUCUAUCUCUCGCCGUCAACCCCCAGACCGCCGAAACCGCCAUUGUUCCCGUCGACUCCGACACCUCCAAGAAAAUCCCCGACACCUUCGGACAACGAACCUCAAUCUACAGAGGCGUUACAAGACACCGCUGGACAGGAAGGUACGAAGCGCAUCUAUGGGAUAACAGCAGUAGACGAGAGGGUCAAGCCAGAAAAGGGCGUCAAGUGUAUUUGGGCGGUUAUGACAAGGAGGACAAGGCUGCGAGGGCGUAUGAUUUGGCUGCUCUGAAGUACUGGGGUGCUACAGCGACCACCAACUUCCCAAUUUCGAAUUAUACCAAUGAACUGGAGGAUAUGAAGAACAUGACUAAGCAGGAAUUCAUUGCCUCUCUUAGAAGGAAAAGCAGUGGUUUCUCGAGAGGAGCAUCUAUUUACCGUGGUGUGACAAGGCACCACCAACAAGGGCGCUGGCAAGCAAGAAUUGGUCGUGUUGCUGGGAACAAAGACCUGUACCUCGGGACAUUUGCAACCGAGGAGGAAGCUGCAGAAGCGUAUGAUGUAGCUGCAAUAAAGUUUAGGGGAAUGAGUGCAGUGACUAACUUCGAGAUGAGCAGAUACGACGUUGAUACCAUACUGAAGAGCGCCCUUCCGAUUGGCGGGGCAGCAAAGCGCCUUAAGCUUUCGCUGGAGCCCGAGCAGCACUCCCCCGCUCUUAGUGGUGGCAGCAAUAGCAGCAGCAGCAUCAAUUUCGGGGCAAUCCCGCCUGUCUCUGCCAUUCCUUGUGGUGUCUCGUUCGACUCCUCUGCUGCAGCAUUGUACCACCACCACCCGACCCUCUUCCACCACCUCCACUCUGGUGGCAAUGCUGACCUGUCUGCCGACAUCCCCGCUGCGCUCCCGUUUCAGGCCUCCCCAGCUGAGUUCUUCAUCUGGCCUCAUCCAUCCUAUUAACAUGAAAAACGAGCCUAGCCAAGCUAGCUCGAGCAACUUGGCAUCUUCAGCAGUUAUGUUCUGCUAGUAUAUGACCUUUCUCUCUUGUUUAUUGCACCAAAAAUUGAAGUAAACUGACCGCUCAUCUGACCCGAGGAACAAAAAACAAAAACAAAAAACAAAAAACAUUAGCAUAGUAGCUUUAAACCGGGUUGGCUAGAAGUAAAAGGUUUUAUUUAAGGAAGAAAAGCUUUAGUUUUCUAGGUAGAAAAGCUGGAACCUUUGUAAGUACCUUCUCUUCAGCUCUAGUAGUAGAUGCUUGUGAGAGCUUCACAGGCAUGGGGGGAACUCGUUGUGGAAAGUUUUUGUUUUUCUUUUCCCUAUUUCCCCAUCUUCUCGAGUUCCUCCCCCGUUAUUUUGCAGCAGAAAAAAACUCACCAGAAUGACAGAAACAUUAUAUGUAAUACAGAUUUUAGGUUCAUGUUUUCUGGCAUAAAAUGUCUGCUUUCUAUUA
Molecule: messenger RNA, 2348 nt
Organism: Ipomoea nil (Japanese morning glory)
Lineage: Eukaryota; Viridiplantae; Streptophyta; Magnoliopsida; Solanales; Convolvulaceae
Product: AP2-like ethylene-responsive transcription factor AIL6
Exons: 9
Coding region: 305-1855 (516 amino acids)
Biological process (GO): regulation of DNA-templated transcription
Molecular function (GO): DNA-binding transcription factor activity; DNA binding
Source: RefSeq, a predicted model, not a curated record